Molecule: messenger RNA, 1949 nt
Organism: Spizellomyces punctatus DAOM BR117
Lineage: Eukaryota; Fungi; Chytridiomycota; Chytridiomycetes; Spizellomycetales; Spizellomycetaceae
Exons: 10
Coding region: 174-1799 (541 amino acids)
Source: RefSeq, a predicted model, not a curated record
GCUUGGGGACCUCCCUAUACGCACUCAGUCCCAAUCUUCUUUGAAACCUGUGAUUGCAUUUUCCAAAGUUCACUUUUUCAACAACGAUUUUAGAAGCGACACUCAGUUGGGAAUUUGUAUCGUCCAAUACUGUCAUUGAUUUGAGGCCAUUUACACCUCUAAAGUAGUCAGACAUGCCCGGUGUUGCAGUUGGCUCACGCCGUGGAAAUCCAAGCGUUGCCCCGGUUCUAAACGCGGUUGACUUUGUCCCAUAUAAUGCUACCCAUGACCAUAAAUCUUCAUAUGGCAAUACUAGUCCGGGACAUCUAGUCGCUUCGGAUGAAUUGGACAGGGCAAAAAGGCUUGCAUUGGAAACACAGGCUGAAGAGAAUCUCCGCAACAUGAUGGAAAAGGAGAAAGUAGAACUCCAUCGAAAAUCACUCGAUCGAGUGCAGAAUUGGGGAAACACUGUUCUGGGGCAGCGCCGACAAAGACUUGCUGCCAAAGAAGAGCGCAUGGCAAAACUUGAGGAAGAGAGACAGAAGGUGGACCAGGAAUGGGCAAAACUUAAAGACGCUAAACGUCAGGAAGCGAUCGAUCGAGCUCGGUGGAUGCAACGUACCGAACAGCCCAGAAUUAAGCAAUUACAUUCUUCCCUUCUGCUAUCCAAUGUCCUUGAGGAACGGAAUAGGCAGUUGAUUGAGAACGAGCAGCGUCGCAAAACACUCGAAAAAGCCAAGCAUGCCGAGGAAGCUCGGCUCCGACACGCAGAAGAAGAGGCUCUACGCAAGGAACAAGAAGCAAUGGUCCGUGCACGGAUAGCCGCCUAUCAGACAGCCGAAGACCAACUACAGCAGGUUGCUGCCAAAAGACACGGGAAGAGUAGGUCUAGGGCAAGUUCAAACGUCCCUGGCACAGAUGAGACGAGAGAUGAUGAGAAGUGGGCGGCGGAAAGUCGAAGAGCAGCGGCUCAGGAGCGGGAACUUCGAUUGACAGAUCGGCAACGCCAACUCAAACUGGAAGAGGAACAAAGGAAAGCUUUGGACGCAGCAAAAGAGCAGCACGAAGCCGAAAAGCGCAAAAUUCUUGAAGACGAAAAGCUGCUCAAAGAGGAGGCUGAGAAAUUUGCGGAGAUGAAGCGUUUGUUUGCAGUACAACGCAAAGAAGCAGAAAAGAGGAUCAUUCAAGAAAGGCAAAACAAAUCCGAAGCUGCUUCACGCAUAGCGGCCGAACAGAGCCUAGAAUACCAGCGUCGGAGAGAAGAGUUCCUUGAAAAGAACAUUCACGCUCACGAUGGGUUGUGGGAAAAGAGGAUGGCGGAGGAACAGGCUAGGCAUAAGAAGGCGCUUGAGCAAGAAGCAAGCUAUCAGAUAGAACAUCUCAAAGAAAUGCAGGAACGCCGUCGUCGUGAAUUAGAAGAGGGACUAGCUAUAAGGCAGAAAUUUGAGAGGGAGGCGACGGAGUUCAUAGAGGGGGGAAAAGCUGAAAAGGCAACGGCACACAAGAAUUUAGACAUUCUUAAGAAAGCACACAAAGAACAAAUGGAAAUGAACGAGCGGCGUCGCAAACAAGAGCGUUCAGAACUACUUGAAGACGAGCUUGCCGCGCGAAGAGAACAAGAAACGGAAGAUGAAGCGUUCGAGAACUAUGCGAUGCAGUUAAUGAAGGAAUGGCGUGCAGCAGGGAAGGAUGUGACACCGAUCCUGAGAGUUCUUCGUCAGGACAACGCUCAGAGAAAACCAGAACGACCUGUGCCUCCUGGUCAACAAUUGGUGAAUACGUUUUCUCGAUUAGGUUUCCCGGGGAGAUCUACGACGUAAAUAGUAUGCAAAUGAGUAUCUAAGCAAUUUCGAUCGUGAAGGACUUCUAGACGAUUAGUUCUCGGUAGCAUAGGCGCUAGCGGUAGAGAGCGCGCAUCAUAGAUCUUAUGAAACUAGUUAGCUGAAUAAAAAAGUAGUGUGAUAACUGGA